Amoebophrya sp. A25 is the source of this 196-nucleotide messenger RNA. The record is from the annotation of a GenBank genome assembly. Lineage: Eukaryota; Dinophyceae; Syndiniales; Amoebophryaceae.
CUCAGCUUCAUCAUUGGGAUAUCAUGUAGCAUGGGGAAGCUCUCAUAUGCUUCAUACGGAAACGCUUAUGCUAUCAUCAUUGAUUCAUACGAUCAUCCUACAUUGAUUCCCAUCAUUGAUCAGAACUUGACAAGACGUUAUGGACCUGAUUACAGCUAUGAAACAUUCACCAUUCCUGCUAUCUGAAUACGUUGAA